Messenger RNA from Emiliania huxleyi CCMP1516, 180 nucleotides. RefSeq lists its product as hypothetical. The record is from RefSeq and is a predicted model, not a curated record. Bases 1 to 180 code for a protein of 59 amino acids. Lineage: Eukaryota; Haptophyta; Isochrysidales; Noelaerhabdaceae. The transcript has 2 exons.
AUGAACGGCAAGUCGCACGAGCUCUUCCCGGAGGCGGCUCGCAAGUGGGCGGUCGAGGUGAUGCGGCUGGGCUACCUGAUCGCGUGGGACGAGGAGCGCUUCGACAGCCGCGAGGGAGCGGCUCCGGAGCUGGCGGACGUCUGGCGCGGCUUUGUGCUGCCAAGGGUGGUGGCGCGAUGA